AUGUGGAGGGAGACGAUUCCCGCGGUCGGGAGAGGAAGGACGUCGUCGCUCCGAUGGAACGCCGGCACCAAGGAGCGGAUGCUGAUCAAGGUGACGGACCGCGAGCCGAGCUUCCUCCUGCACCAGGGCAACGGCUUCGCCCCCGAAUCCCAGGCGGGGCCGCGCUCCCGCCGCCCCUCCGGCGGCGGCCAACAGUCCCCCAACCUCCAGACCUUCUCCUCCUCCUCGGACGCCGACGGCUCCGUGUUCUUCCCGGAGAGGAAGGCGUCGCCCUUCCUGAAGAGGGCCGAGCUCUCCGGGAGCUGCUCCCCGCUGCUGGGCCGGGGGGACCCCUUCUGCUCCCCGCUGCAGGCGCAGCAGCACCGCAAGCACUCGGCCGAGUCGCAGCCGUCGUCGCCGCGCUACGCCUACGAGCCGCCGCUCUACGAGGAGCCCCCCAUGGAGUACCAGGCCCCCAUCUACGACGAGCCCCCCGUGGACAUGCAGUACGAGCCCGGCGGCGGCGGCGGCGGCGGCUACAAGGCCGGCUCGCCCCAGAAGUCGCCGGUGCGGAAGCCGCACCCCUUCCUGCAGUCGCCCAAGCAAGGCUCCAACUCGCCCUACCAGCAGCUGGUGCUCACCAAGCAGAAGUGCCCCCCCGACCGCUUCAUGAGCCUGGAGUACAGCCCCGCCGGCAAGGAGUACGUGCGCCAGCUCGUCUACGUGGAGCAGUCGGGCUCCAGCCCCAAGAUGAAGACGGGCCUGAGGCACAAAUACUCCCCCAACCCCAUCGGGGGCUCCUACUCGCUGCAGCACAGCCCCUGCCUGGUGCGGGACCAGCGCCUGGACGUCAAAUCUGGCGAUUACAGCAGCAUGGAAGGGCCCGACUUCUGCCCCGGCGGUGGCCAAGUGGCCCCGGGCGAGGACUCCAUGUCGUGGUCCAGCCAGCAGGACACCUUGUCCUCCACGGGCUACUCGCCCUCCACCAGGAAGAGGAAGAGCCGGAAGCCUUCGGUGGCCCACGAGCCCAACGCCUCGGCCGCGGACGGCUCCGGGGAGAGGGAGGUGCUGGGGGAGCAGCUGCCAGGGGAUGAACGAACCGCCCCGGGGCCCAACCGCUCGCCCAUGAACCGGACGGAGAGCAAGGCGGCCGAGGCGGAGGCGGGACGGGGCUUCCCGGAGCCCUUCCUGGCGCAGGCCCGCCUGGCGUGGGAGGCGCAGCAGGCCCAUUACCACAUGAAGCAGAGGAGCAGCUGGGAUUCCCAAAAGGACGGAUCCGGCUACGAGAGCGACGGCGCCCUCCCCCUGCCCAUGCCGGGCCCGGUGGUGAGGGCCUUCAGCGAGGACGAGGCGCUGGCGCAGCAGGAGAACAAGCACUGGAAGAGGAACACCUUCGAGAAGCUGGGCUUCCCCCAGAUCCUGCUGGAGAAGAGCGUCUCCGUCCAGACCAACCUGGCCUCUCCCGAGCCCUACCUGCACCCGUCCCAGUCCGAGGACCUCGGCGCCUGCGCCCAGUUCGAGAGCAGCCGCCAGACCAGGAACAUGAUGCCGAGCGCCAGCUGCGUCUUCCCCACCUUCAACCUGCGCAAACCCUCCUCGGAGACGGACAUUGAGAACUGGGCCUCCAAGCACUUCAACAAGCACACCCAAGGGCUCUUCCGCCGCAAGGUCUCCAUCGCCAACAUGUUGGCCUGGAGCAGCGAAUCCAUCAAGAAACCCAUGAUCAUGACCAACGACCGCAACGUCAAGAAGGAGGCGUGCGAGAUCUUCAAGCUCAUCCAGAUGUACAUGGGCGACCGGCGGGCCAAGACGGACCAGCUCAACGUGGCCUUGGAGAUCGCCACCAAGGGCUGGAGCGUGCAGGGGCUGCGAGACGAGCUCUACAUCCAGCUGUGCCGGCAGACCACCGAGAACUUCCGUUACGAGAGCCUGGCCCGGGGCUGGGAGCUCAUGGCCAUUUGUUUGGCCUUUUUCCCCCCCACUCCCAAAUUCCAUUCCUACCUAGAAGGAUACAUUUACCGGCACAUGGACCCGGUGAAUGACACGAAAGUGACGCGGCACAUCCGUCACCUCCUGGAAAGGACCAAUCAGAAGAAACCCAAAUUGCGAAAGAAACCCAAGCCCCAAAUCGAGGAGCACCAUGGUAGGGACCCCCCAAAAUCUGGGAGCACCCCAAAGCCGGGACCCCCCUGGAUCAAUCCUGGGAAACCCCAGAACGACCCUUCACCCCCCCAGAUCAAUCAGGAUCCCCCGGAUCCAGCUGGGAUCACCCAAAAAUCUGGGAUAGCCCAAAGCCUGUGA
Molecule: messenger RNA, 2280 nt
Organism: Corapipo altera (White-ruffed manakin)
Lineage: Eukaryota; Metazoa; Chordata; Aves; Passeriformes; Pipridae
Product: rho GTPase-activating protein 39-like
Exons: 4
Coding region: 1-2280 (759 amino acids)
Cellular component (GO): cytoplasm; cytoskeleton
Molecular function (GO): GTPase activator activity
Source: RefSeq, a predicted model, not a curated record